UGCACUGAGUCCUCAGUCUGACUAUAUAACAUAAUAAACAAUAGAUAUCAAUGGAUGUGCAUAGUUGUUGCUGUUAAUUUCUCUCAUCAUUUUCUAAAUUUACAGGACAUCAAAUAUUUCAAAAAUGAGUCUUGUGGCUUACGGCAGUAGUGAUGAAAGUGAAAAUGAUGAAGAAACGGGGGAAACAUCGCCAAUAGCUCAAAGGACUGAAUCAAAAGUUCAAAUAAAGUUUCCUUUGCCUAUUCCAAGAACAUCAUACAUAAAUCAGGAUUCGAUCAGAAAUGGUAAAAAUGAUUCUAUAGAGUCAAAACUUGAUUUCAACGUUUUGCCUGGACCAGUGGCAUUAUCGAACAAUUAUGCUAUCACAGAGGCUGAUAACUUGCCACUUCCAAAAAAAGUAGAUUAUUCAAAUGUUGAAAAACCACCAAAGAAAAAGAAAGGGCCAACAAAAAUCAUAAUUCCUUCAUUAGCAGAUUUUCAAGAUGAUGAUGAUGAUAGUAAACCUAUUUCUCAUAAUAAGAAACACCCAUCUCAGAAAGGUUCAGGUCUCAUUGGGAUAUUACCGCCUCCUAAAAGCUUAUCGAUGACAGCAAAUUCAAUGAUUCCAAACGUGUUAACAAAGAAAGCUCCAGCAUCAAGGACACCAGUUCAAGAAACAUCCAAUAAUCUACAACCAACCAAGAUAAUACAGAAAGCUUUCCAAUCAAAGUCAACUGCUCCAACUCUGAAAUCUUUAUCAAGUUACAACUCAGAUUCCGAAGAAGAAGACGACAAACAUCAAUCUUUAUCAGUCCAAGACUUUUUUUCUUUAUCCACUCCUUCAAAAAUAUCUGAUGAACAUUUACCAUCCUUAAGUGCUGAAGAUAUGAAGUUGGAAACUAUUCAAGAAAGCUCACAUGUAAAGGAACCUGAAACCAUUGUAUCAAGUUCUGUGAUGAAUUUACCUAAGCAAGAAAUUUUGUUGAAAAAUAAAGUAGAAGUUGGUCCCAAACUACCUGUUCCUGAACAAGAAGCUCACUUAGAUAAACAAGGAAAUAUAGUAUUGAAUGAACAAUCUAUACAAUACUUAUGUGGUAGACAAGGAGUUAAACGUAAACAUGAAUUAGAGAAUAUAGAAAUCAUUGAUAUUAAUGGAGAAGAUAUGAAACCUGAUGAAAGAGAAUGGAUGGUUAAAGCUUUAACUGAAGAACAAGUUCAUAGGCCUCUUAAUAUGGGUGCAGGGCCAAGUGGUACCUCAAAGAAGAAACAUCAAAUCACAUAUUUAGCUCAUCAAGCUAAAGCUAUGGAGUUAGAAUUGAAAAAUCAAUGGGCUCAAAAUAAAGCAAAUCGACAACAGACGCGACAGAAAUAUGGCUUUUAAAAGCAGCCUUAUACGUAACUUUUUAAUUAUCAUACUAUAAAUCAUAAGUUAGUGCAAAAUAUGAAAACUUCAUAUUGUAAGUAAAAGAAUGAUUUGAAUGUAGAACUAAUAUAGUCUUUUUAUUGAGUAAUAUUAAAAUAGUUUGAAUACUCAUUCUACAUUUUUAGAUACAUUCAUUAUUAAAAUGGGCCAAUGUAAAUAACAUAUAACUAUGUACAAAAAAAUACAUUUGUGUGUAUAAAAUGAAUAUUAUAUUAAUAAGGACAAUGGUAUUUGUAGAUUUGAUUCAGUCUGAAGGUAUAUGUACAAUGAGAGCUAUGUGUGUAAAUGAAAUAAAUGUAAU
This is a messenger RNA of Phymastichus coffea, 1703 nucleotides long. Its product is annotated as proline-rich protein PRCC. The coding region runs from base 125 to 1360 and encodes 411 amino acids. Lineage: Eukaryota; Metazoa; Arthropoda; Insecta; Hymenoptera; Eulophidae. Gene Ontology annotation, cellular component: nucleus. The transcript is spliced from 3 exons. The record is from RefSeq and is a predicted model, not a curated record.